Thamnophis elegans (Western terrestrial garter snake) is the source of this 927-nucleotide messenger RNA. Its product is annotated as olfactory receptor 1038-like. Gene Ontology annotation, biological process: G protein-coupled receptor signaling pathway; sensory perception of smell. The record is from RefSeq and is a predicted model, not a curated record. Gene Ontology annotation, molecular function: odorant binding; G protein-coupled receptor activity; olfactory receptor activity. Gene Ontology annotation, cellular component: membrane. NCBI's taxonomy places the organism in Eukaryota, Metazoa, Chordata, Lepidosauria, Squamata, Natricidae.
AUGGCAGGAGAAAAUAAUAGUAUAGCAACAGAAUUCUUUCUGGUAGGACUCACAGAAAAUCCUAACUUGGCCCCCUUUUGUUUUGUCAUUUUUUUCCUGAUGUAUCUCAUCACCUGUAUGGGAAAUCUUGGGAUGAUUACCUUGAUCCAGAUUGAUUCUCGACUCCAUACUCCCAUGUAUUAUUUCCUCAAUAAUUUGGCUUUUGUGGAUUUCUGCUAUUCCUCCACAAUAACUCCUAAAACACUAUCAAACUUCUUAAAUUCUAAGAAAUCAAUUUCUUUUGCUGGUUGCAUAGCACAAUUGUUCAGCUUUGUCCUUACAGCCAGUGUUGAGUGCCUUCUGCUAGCGUAUGACCGUUAUGUGGCAAUUUGUAACCCGUUGUUCUAUACAAUCAUCAUGACUAAGAAAGUUUGCAUCCAAUUAGUAGGAGUGACUUACAUAAUGGCGUUCAUUCAUGCUCUUGCACAAACAAUCUCAACCUUUAGACUCUCUUUCUGCCACUCCAAUGUUAUAAAUCAUUAUUUCUGUGAUAUUCCUCCACUGUUAAAACUCUCUUGCAGUAGAACAUUCAGCAAUGAGAUAGUGCUUUAUAUGUUUGGUGCAUUUCAGGGUAUUUUCACCUCAGUGCAGAUCUUCAUCUCAUAUAUAUACAUCAUAGCCUCCAUUCUGAAGAUCCACUCAUCUGAAGGCAGGCAUAAGGCCUUCUCCACAUGUGCCUCUCAUUUGAUGGCUGUCUUGCUCUUCUAUGGCACCACUGUUUUCAUCUACAUCCGACCCAUUUCCAGCUACUCACUUGGUCGAGAUAAAGUUAUCUCUGUCUUCUACACUAUGGUGAUUCCCAUGUUGAAUCCCCUAAUCUAUAGUUUGAGGAAUCGGGAGGUGAGGGACGCAUUGAAGCGAGUAUUAAGCCGAAUAAGGUUAUCUUGA